AUGUUGUUACUUUCCCUGACUUCUGACUACUUUUUGAUUGUAAAAGCUGAAACACCUAAUGUAGACUCCGAGAACUAUAUAUAUUUCAACGUGAGUGGAUGUCUCGCCUUCUUUGCCCGGAGAAUUGAUGUAAUUAUAGCAGAUAACCCAAGUGUUAACUUCACGAUAAAGCCGGUACUUACUGGCGGCAAUUGUGGCAAUGGCAACAUGUCAAGUCUCAGUUUCAGUGCGAAUACUUCCUCUGUGGUUCUUCCAGCCGUCGAUUUUUCGUUCCAAUUUGCUUCUUAUCAAAAUGGAUACUGGGGUCUAGAUUCAUCAAAAGCUAUGUAUAAUGCUACUACGUAUAAGCUUGCAAUGGAGUGGCCACAGUCACCUAUUUCCAUGGGCUUCAAGUGUUCUAACAUGGCACAAAUAGUUGCUUUAAAUUCGACUCCUCGUGUUGAAUUUUCUUUCACAGGUCUGCAGGUUCAACCCUUCGGUAUAUCAGAUGGUAUCUUUACGGAGGCUACUGAUUGCAUUGGGUUCCUCAGUUCCGAAAUUCUUUCAAGCCUACUUGUUACCUUCCUUCUCCUUGGAAUUUUCACGUAUGGUCUUGUCAUGGUGAUGGGUAUCCAAACAAACGAUUCAUUCGACGACCCCAAGCACAAAGUGACUCAAAUAUUCGGCACCACUGACUAA
This is a messenger RNA of Mesocestoides corti, 678 nucleotides long. Lineage: Eukaryota; Metazoa; Platyhelminthes; Cestoda; Cyclophyllidea; Mesocestoididae. The record is from the annotation of a GenBank genome assembly.